AUGAACCCCUACUACAGCUACCCCUGCGCGGCGCCCAACUACGCCUACGCUUACAGCGCAACACCCAACCACUACAUCCAGAUGCCGCGUGGUCCCUACGACGCCCCCGCUGUCGUGCCUAUCCAGCCGGGAGUCACGCCAGGCCAGCCGUACUAUUACCCCCAGACGCCGCCCAGCUCGGCGUCGGACCAGGGUAGCCAGAAGUCGAGCUAG
Messenger RNA from Cutaneotrichosporon cavernicola, 213 nucleotides. RefSeq lists its product as uncharacterized. The record is from RefSeq and is a predicted model, not a curated record. The transcript has 2 exons. Lineage: Eukaryota; Fungi; Basidiomycota; Tremellomycetes; Trichosporonales; Trichosporonaceae. Bases 1 to 213 code for a protein of 70 amino acids.